Saimiri boliviensis boliviensis (Bolivian squirrel monkey) is the source of this 4501-nucleotide messenger RNA. Lineage: Eukaryota; Metazoa; Chordata; Mammalia; Primates; Cebidae. The record is from RefSeq and is a predicted model, not a curated record.
CUCUAAAUGAAUAAAUAAAGUUACUCCUUAUGAACUUUAGAUUUUUAGAGGGGAAUGAGGUAUCAUUUGAAAAUAUAAUGCUUGCUUUUGCUCAAUCCAGCAUACUGCCUUUACCUUAAUUAGUGGUGUUCUCCAGAGCAUAUAAAAUGGUUCCAUUUAAUGGCUUUGUAACAGGCAGAGGUGAGACAGGACGAACCCGGAAGAGUGAGUGGGAGGAGAAACUGGAACCUGGCCUAACCUGGUUUGACUGGAUGAGUGAUUAACAGAAGUUGCUUUUUAGCCCAUCUCCGAUGGUGGAACAAGCUGAUCUCUGUUUCCUCUCUUUUAGUGGAAGUUGUAACUUAGAUAAUUACAGUCAUAUGUUACUUAAGGAUGGGGAUACAUGCUGAGGAAAUGCAUCAUUAGGUGAUUGGCUGUUGUGUACACCUCCUGAGGUGCGCUCACACCAACCUGGAUGGUACAACCUUCUACACACUAGGCCGUAUGCUAUAGCCUAUCGCUCCUAGGCUACAAACCCAUACAACACGUUCCUUUACUGGGUACUGUGGGCAGUUUUAACACAGUGGUAGGUAUUUGUGUGUCUAAACAUAUCUAGACAGAAAAUGAACGUUUUAGCUCCAUCAUGAUCUUUUGAGACCACCGCUGUUGUUGACGGAAAUGUUAGAUGGCACAUGACUAUAUUUUCGAGUGACUGUAGCUACAAUGCCAUUGGUUAAUUAGACUACAAGAGCAUAAUAUUAAUGAGAAUGUUCCACAGUGAGCUUGGGAUUUGUGGCAUUUAAUAACUGGAAACCCGAACGAAAAUCACCACAUGUAGCAUAUUGUCCUGCUAAAUAGGAUUUCUUUUAAUGUGCAGAGGUGACUUCCCUGUGUACAUUUUAGGCAACAGGUGGAGAACAGUUUGAUUUAUUAACACUGAAAAACAUCUCUCCAACAUGCUCAUGGGCUCCAUCUUACUUGAGGCUCCUCCAGAUGAGUGCCUCAGUGGAGAGAUCCGAGCUGGCUGGGAGGUAUGUAAAUAUUUCAUGCUCUGUGGCUGGUGUUUGAAGGUAGAGGGCACUUGAGAAGGCAGCGGCUGGAUCUCCCACCCAUAUAGAAAUCAUGUUUGUGACUUGCAGUGCCCUGCGGUUUCAUCACCCUGCACAGCAACAGGCACUUUUGAACAGCUGCCACACUGGGUGUCAUGGUGGAUAAAGUCUCCUCUCUGUUUAGAAAUCACUUUGAGAUCCUAUGCCAAGAAAACAAUGCUCUUUACCUGCAGCACGUCAGUGCACAGGUAGCUUGGCAGAGGUCGUUUGUCUGGCAUGUAGACACAGGGCUGUAGUAGGGUCCUGUCACUCCACAGCUGUGAUUUCAAAGCACUUCAUGUCCCCACAGUCUUGAAUUUGCUCAGUAUAGCUGGGUGCUUUCUGCUGUAGAAAGCUAAUUAUGAAAGUCCCAAUACCAGAAUCAUUUUUAUGUUGCAUUAAUUCUGACUUUUAAAAAUAGUCUGAUAAUGUGUUUUUGCCUGUAUCUGUGAGUGGGGCGGAAAUUGCUGGGUGUCAUGCAUGAAAGCAGGUGAGAGCAUGCACCCCAGAGGCCGUGUGGCCUCUUCUCUUGGUGAGGUGCUUGUGGAGGUUUCGCGGUUGCCCUUUGGCUGUGUCUGGACUAAGAUCAUCAGUUUUCUUCAAUGGAAUCUGGUUUUCCUUGGGCUCUGUCAUCUGUGUCAUGGGUUUGUGGUGGUGGACACGAGAUGUGACAUUUUUGCUGGGAUUCCCUGAAGAGACUGUAUCCUCUGGGAUAAUAGAAAGUAGAAGUUAUCUUUGUGCUUUAAGAGUGUAAACAUUUUUAUUAAAGUCACUUCCUGGAGCCUCUCUGGCUGAGGGUGUUGCAAUGCUGGCCUGGAGGGUGGAGCAGCACUUUACAAUUCUGAACAAGUGCCUUCUGGGCCAGUCGCCCAGUCAGUCCCCACGAAGAGACAGGACUGACCAGUUCCUCUUCCUUCCAAGAACCUUCAAGAUCUGCGUUCUGGGGUCUGGUUGAAAGAUGGCGGCCCUCGCUACCGUGUUUAAGUAUAUUGAUGAAAAUCAGGAUCGCUACAUUAAGAAACUUGCAAAAUGGGUGUCUAUCCAGAGUGUGUCCGCGUGGCCGGAGAAGAGAGGCGAAAUCAGGAAGAUGAUGGAGAUUGCCGCUGCAGACGUCAGGCAGUUGGGCGGCUCUGUGGAGCUGGUGGACAUCGGAAAACAAAAGCUGCCUGAUGGCUCGGAGAUCCCGCUCCCUCCUAUUCUGCUCGGCAGUCUGGGCUCCGACCCACAGAAGAAAACGGUGUGCAUUUACGGGCACCUGGAUGUACAGCCUGCAGCCCUGGAGGAUGGAUGGGACAGCGAGCCCUUCACCCUGGUGGAGCGAGACGGCAAACUGUAUGGGAGAGGUUCAACUGAUGAUAAGGGCCCUGUGGCCGGCUGGAUGAAUGCCCUGGAAGCGUAUCAGAAAACAGACCAGGAGAUACCUGUCAACAUCCGGUUCUGCCUGGAAGGCAUGGAGGAGUCAGGCUCUGAGGGCCUAGACGAGCUGAUUUUCGCCCGGAAAGACAGCUUCUUUAAGGACGUGGACUACGUCUGCAUUUCUGACAACUACUGGCUGGGGAAGAAGAAGCCCUGCAUCACCUACGGACUCAGGGGCAUCUGCUACUUCUUCAUCGAGGUGGAGUGCAGCAACAGAGACCUGCAUUCCGGGGUGUAUGGGGGCUCGGUGCAUGAGGCCAUGACUGAUCUCGUUUUGCUGAUGGGCUCUUUAGUGGACAAGAGGGGGAACAUCCUGAUCCCCGGCAUUAACGAGGCUGUGGCCGCUGUGACAGAAGAGGAGCACAAGCUGUACGACGACAUUGACUUUGACAUGGAGGAGUUUGCCAAGGAUGUGGGGGCGCACACCCUCCUGCACUGCAGCAAGAAAGACAUCCUCAUGCACCGAUGGCGGUACCCAUCUCUCUCCCUCCAUGGCAUUGAAGGCGCCUUCUCUGGCUCGGGGGCCAAGACCGUGAUUCCCAGGAAGGUGGUCGGCAAGUUCUCCAUCAGGCUCGUGCCGAACAUGACUCCCGAAGUCGUCAGCGAGCAGGUCACAAGCUACCUAACUCAGAAGUUUGCUGAACUCCACAGCCCCAACAAGUUCAAGGUGUCUAUGGGCCAUGGUGGGAAGCCGUGGGUCUCUGACUUCAGCCACCCUCAUUACAUGGCUGGGAGAAGAGCCCUGAAAACAGUUUUUGGUGUUGAGCCAGACUUGACCAGGGAAGGCGGCAGUAUUCCCGUGACCUUGACCUUCCAGGAGGCCACAGGCAAGAACGUCAUGCUGCUGCCUGUGGGGUCGGCAGAUGAUGGAGCCCACUCCCAGAAUGAGAAGCUCAACAGGCAUAACUACAUAGAGGGAACCAAGAUGCUGGCCGCGUACCUGUAUGAGGUCUCCCAGCUGAAGGAGUAGGCUCGGCUUCACGCGGCACUUCCGGCGAGAAGGAGCCCCGCCCUCGCCUCGCCCUUUCCCGACUUGCCCGGGGAAGUGGAGGGUCCCUGUCUCCUUCCCCUUCUGUCAGGUUAUCCAUGACUUCGGAGAACAGACACAAAUGAAUCCAGCUGUCCACGGGUGGAGCUACCCCGUGGGCUUCUUAUGAGUGACCUGAAGUCACAGCUGAGUAACCCUGGGUAGGUUCUCAGAGUGGUCGGGAUGGCUUGACCUGCAGAAAAUACCCAAGGUCCAAAAGCACAAGGUCCAUGGAAAGUUCUGGUUGUUGGCCAGGCACAGCAGCUCACACCUAUAAUCCCAGCACUUUAGGAGGCCAAGGCAGGAGGAUCACUUGAGUCCAGGAGUCUGAGACCAGCCUAGGCAACAAAACAAGACUGUCUCCACGAAAAGUUUAAGAAAUUAGCCAGGCAUGAUGGUGUAUGGCUGUAGUCUCAGCCACUCAGGAGGCUGAGGCAGGAGGAUCGCUUGAGACCGAGAGUUGGAGCCUGCAGUGAGCUAUGAUCGCACCUCUGCACUCCAGCCUGGGCAAUGUAGCAAGGCCCUGUCUCUACAAAGAGCCUUUUAAAAAUGAGCCAGGUGUGGUGGUGCAUGCCUGUCGUCCCUGCCACUCAGGAUAUGGAGGUACGAGGGUUGCUUGAGACAGAGUUGGAGGCUGCAGUGAGCCGUGACUGCCCCCACUGCACUCCAGCCUGGGUGCAGAACCAGGUCCCAUCUCAAAAGUAACAAGUUCUGCCUGUCACUGAGUUGAGGUGAACGGAGAGCUUGAUGCUUUCUGCCUUGUCUCAGGUGAUGCAUUGCACGUUUGGGACAUUUGGAAAGGAAAUGAGGGAAGAAGUCCGGGACCUCCCCUGAGCUCUCACUAUCUGCAGGUCCUGUCCUUUUCUCAAGACCUUCGCCAUGACUGGUGUUUUCCUGUCUUCUCUUUAGUAUGAUCCUCAAAACCUCACCUAACCGGAAGAUGAUUUUCUCUCAGUCUGUGCUCCUCAAUAAAAAGUCGAAAAGAACCGCU